Molecule: messenger RNA, 801 nt
Organism: Xiphias gladius (swordfish)
Lineage: Eukaryota; Metazoa; Chordata; Actinopteri; Istiophoriformes; Xiphiidae
Gene: lrrc3
Product: leucine rich repeat containing 3
Exons: 1
Coding region: 1-801 (266 amino acids)
Cellular component (GO): extracellular matrix
Molecular function (GO): protein binding
Source: RefSeq, a predicted model, not a curated record
AUGCAGGAUUUAGCAGGGCCUGAUAUGCCCAGGAAAUCCCCAAUCUUUGAUGGCUUUGCCACCUUCUGGGGCUUGCUCUUUGGAUUAUUCAUCGCAAGUGCACCGGUGAUGGCUUGUCCCACAGGUUGUCAUUGUAUAGAGAAGAGUGGUAUGACGGUGGUCCAGUGUAUGUCUCGCAACUUGGAGAAGAUCCCAUCGGAUCUUCCAAGAGAUACUGUCGUCCUACUUUUGGCGUCCAACCACAUCACACACAUCCCCAACCAUGCCUUCAAAGAACUCCACUACCUUCAGGAGGUGGAUCUGUCUAACAACGAAAUUGAGACUAUGGACGUUGGAGCAUUUCAAGGUGUCUCUGACAGCCUCCUUGUGCUGGAUCUAUCAAACAAUCGUAUCCAAAGUGUCCCAAAAGAGGCAUUUGCCCGUCUUCGAGCAAAGAUCAGCCUCUCAAACAACCCAUGGCACUGUGAGUGCACGCUGCAGGAGGUCCUGAGGGAGCUGCGACUGGACCCCGAGACAGUGAACGAGGUGAUCUGCCACACAGCAGUGCAGGAGGAGUAUGCAGGCAAACCGGUAAUCCAGGUGCUGGACUCAGGGAUCAACUUCUGCAACUUUCACCACAAGACCACCGAUGUAGCCAUGUUUGUCACCAUGUUCGGAUGGUUCACCAUGGUGAUUGCGUAUGUCAUCUAUUACGUUAGACACAAUCAAGAGGAUGCUAGAAGGCACCUGGAGUACCUCAAGUCACUGCCCAGCAGCUCUCAGAUCAGCAAGGACUUCGACACCGUCAGCACUGUUCUCUAG